Molecule: messenger RNA, 1347 nt
Organism: Scedosporium apiospermum
Lineage: Eukaryota; Fungi; Ascomycota; Sordariomycetes; Microascales; Microascaceae
Product: Saccharopine dehydrogenase (NADP(+), L-glutamate-forming)
Exons: 6
Coding region: 1-1347 (448 amino acids)
Cellular component (GO): cytoplasm
Molecular function (GO): saccharopine dehydrogenase activity
Source: RefSeq, a predicted model, not a curated record
AUGGCCAGCGGCAAGAAAGUCCUCAUGCUCGGAGCGGGCUUCGUCACCCGUCCCACUCUUGAUAUCCUCAGCGACGCCGGCGUCCACGUCACCGUUGCUUGCAGGACUCUCGAGUCUGCCAAGAAGCUCUCCGAGGGCGUCAAGAACGCCACGCCUACCUCCGUCGACGUCAGCAACGAGCAGGCCCUCGACGCCGAGGUGGCCAAGCACGACCUCGUCAUUAGCUUGAUCCCCUACACGCACCACGCUACCGUCAUCAAGUCGGCCAUCCGCAACAAGAAGCAUGUCGUCACGACGAGCUACGUAUCGCCCGCCAUGCAGGAGCUCGACCAGCAGUGCAAGGAUGCUGGCAUCACCGUCAUGAACGAGAUCGGUUUGGAUCCCGGAAUUGAUCAUCUCUAUGCUGUCAAGACCAUCGAGGAGGUCCAUGCUGAGGGUGGCAAGAUCAUCUCCUUCCUAAGCUUCUGUGGCGGCCUGCCUGCACCCGAGGACUCGGAUAACCCGCUCGGCUACAAAUUCUCGUGGUCUUCUCGGGGCGUGCUCCUCGCUCUCCGCAACGCCGCCAAGUACUACCAGGACGGCAAGGUAGUCGAAGUCGCCUCCAAGGACCUCAUGGGCACCGCCAAGCCCUACUUCAUCUACCCCGGCUACGCCUUCGUCGCCUACCCCAACCGCGACUCCACCCCCUACAAGGAGCGCUACAACAUCCCCGAGGCCGAGACUAUCAUCCGCGGCACCCUCCGGUACCAGGGCUUCCCGCAGUUCAUCCGCGUGCUCGUAGAGAUCGGCUUCCUCGACGACACGGCCCAGGCCACCCUCGACCAGCCCAUCGCAUGGAAGGAUGCCACCAAGACCAUCGUCGGCGCCGCCUCCUCCAGCGAGGCCGACCUCGAGGCCGCCAUCGCCUCCAAGGCCACCUUCGAUUCGCCCGAGGAGAAGGCCCGCAUCCUCAGCGGUCUCCGAUGGAUCGGCAUCUUCUCGGACGAGCAGAUCAUCCCGCGCGGAAACCCGCUCGACACGCUCUGCGCCACGCUCGAGAAGAAGAUGCAGUUCGAGGAGGGCGAGCGAGACUUUGUCAUGCUGCAGCACAAGUUCGUCAUCGAGCAUGCCGAUGGCCGUCGCGAGACGCGCACUUCUACGCUCUGCGAGUACGGUGACCCCAAGGGCUACUCGGCCAUGGCUAAGACGGUCGGUGUUCCCUGCGGUGUUGCGGUUAAGCAGGUUCUUGAUGGCACGCUUUCGGAGAGGGGCGUGCUUGCGCCUAUGAGCUCGAAGAUUAAUGAUCCUAUUAUGAAGGAGUUGAAGGAGAAGUAUGGUAUUACCAUGAUUGAGAAGACGAUAUCUUAG